UACUCUAUGGUCAAAUUGUGCACAAAGUCAAUAAAUUUUAAUAUUACGUGAGCCGAAAAGUUAAUAAAUUGCACGUUAUAAAAGUAAAUUGAGACUCAGAUUUUUCCUUAAAUAACGUGUCUUUACUUUAGGGUGUUUUUGACGAGAUGGCCGCACAAUUAUUUAAUCGCAUUGGGCAACUCGGCUUAGGAGUAGCAGUUGUAGGUGGAGUUGUUAACUCGGCUCUUUACAAUGUUGAUGGUGGCAACAGAGCAGUAAUCUUUGAUAGAUUUGCGGGAGUAAAAAAUCUGGUGGUUGGUGAAGGUACUCACUUCUUCAUUCCGUGGGUGCAGAAACCCAUCAUCUUUGACAUUAGAUCGAGACCUAGGAAUGUGCCAACAGUCACAGGAAGUAAAGAUCUACAGAAUGUAAACAUCACCCUCCGUAUCCUGUUCAGACCUAUCCCUGACCAGCUACCUAGGAUCUACACAAUUCUGGGAGUAGACUAUGAUGAGAGAGUGCUGCCCUCGAUCACAUCUGAAGUUCUAAAGGCAGUUGUCGCACAGUUUGACGCUGGAGAACUUAUCACACAGAGAGAGGUAGUGUCACAAAAAGUGAGUGAGAACCUUACCGAGAGAGCUGCCCAAUUUGGACUUAUCCUUGACGACAUCUCCAUCACACAUUUAACCUUUGGCAAGGAAUUCACGCAGGCCGUAGAAUUGAAGCAAGUCGCUCAACAGGAUGCGGAGAAAGCCAGAUUCCUAGUGGAGAAAGCUGAGCAACAAAAGAAGGCUGCCAUCAUCACUGCAGAGGGAGACGCCCAAGCAGCUAUCUUACUAGCCAAAUCUUUUGGUACCGCUGGCGAGGGCCUCGUAGAGUUGAGAAGAAUUGAGGCUGCCGAGGAUAUUGCAUACCAACUAGCCAAGUCACGCAAUGUAACCUACCUGCCACAAGGCCAGAAUGUCCUACUAAACUUACCCACACAGAACUAAGCUGUACUGAAUAUGAUUAUUCACAAAAUAUAUUUUUAGGAGUGGUUCAGUGAAAUGCAUUUGUUUUUACUUAAUUUUAAGAGAACAGCAUUUGAGACUUGGUACGGUUCCAAUAACAGUAGUCAAGAGUUAGGUUUAUGGAAGUUGUAAUUAAACAAUAAAGUAUAAUUUGUUGCAA
Aricia agestis (brown argus) is the source of this 1149-nucleotide messenger RNA. It is a transcript of the gene Phb1, whose product is annotated as protein l(2)37Cc. Gene Ontology annotation, biological process: mitochondrion organization. The transcript has 5 exons. The record is from RefSeq and is a predicted model, not a curated record. The coding region runs from base 147 to 971 and encodes 274 amino acids. NCBI's taxonomy places the organism in Eukaryota, Metazoa, Arthropoda, Insecta, Lepidoptera, Lycaenidae. Gene Ontology annotation, cellular component: membrane; mitochondrion.